UUCUAAUCAAAUUUGAACGCGAGAGAAUCACAAAAUUAAUUAUUGAAACUUUAUAUUGUAAAAAUAAUUCGAACAUUUGAUUUAAAUAAUUCCAAUCACAAAUUAGCCGAUAUAGAUAUCGAAGGGACUGAAUACGGUGGCUCUCACCGUCAGUCAGCAACACCGUACGCCGUUCUCCAUCUCCAUUACCGGUGAAAAUCAGUCCAACUACCAUCGGUUCAUUCCUCUGUAACCAAAGAACCCAUCUCCUUGUGGUUCGCGUUUUAUCGGGUUUCCGUUUGUAACUCCGGCUCGAUUUUUGAUUGAGAUUUUUUUUUUAGGUUGCCCUGCUUUGACUCGACGCAGAGUUGAAUAUAAUGGAAUUGGCUAUUAAAGUGUUCAACAUGGGAGCUCAGCUUCAACCAAGAGUAAUAGGCAUUCCCAGAAAUCAAGGUCUAUUCGAUGUAAAAGUAUACACUACAAAUAGAGCACGACUGAGGACUUCCUCCAGGAACAGAUUUAUGUGCACCUUAAAUCAGUCAGCACGGGUCUCGGCUCAAGCAGAGCAAAGAGAAAGUAGGACUUUAGUCAAAAUGUGUGGAAUUACAUCAGCUAGAGAUGCUGCUCUUGCAGCAGAAGCUGGAGCCAAUUUUAUUGGUAUGAUCAUAUGGCCUAACUCAAAACGUUCCGUUUCACUUUCUACUGCAAAGGAAAUCUCGAAGGUUGCACGGGACUAUGGAGCUCAGCCAGUUGGUGUGUUUGUAGAUGAUAAUGCUGACACAAUACUAAGGUGCUCUGAUGCAGCAGACCUUGAAUUGGUGCAGCUUCAUGGAAAUGGUUCUCGAGAUGCUUUUCCAGUUUUAGUCGGAGAGAAACGUUUAGUAUACGUUCUUCAUGCAAAUGAAGAGGGAGGCCUUUUGAACUCUGUUUCAGAUGAGGAGUCUUCUCUGGUUGAUUGGAUUCUAGUGGACAGUGCCAAAGGUGGCAGUGGCAAAGGGUUUAAUUGGGCUCAGUUUAAGCUACCAUCAAUUAGAAGCAAACAUGGAUGGCUCUUGGCUGGAGGAAUUAACCCGGAGAAUGUUUGUGAAGCUCUCUCUGCUCUUAAACCCAAUGGAGUGGAUGUCAGUAGUGGCAUAUGCGGACAGGAUGGCAUCCAAAAGGAUGAGUCCCGGAUACUAUCAUUCAUGAAUGAAGUGAAAUCUUUACGCCUUUAGUUAAAUACUGAAUAAUGGCAAAUUCCCUAGUGCAUGCAGAUUGUUAAAUCAACUGCAAUGUUAGUGCUGAUCCUCUUGUAAUUGCUCAGCUGAUUAGUGUAGGCCAGGACUUGUAUCUCAUGAGAGAUGCAUCAAGUUUGUAUUUGAAAAUCAAGUAACAUUACAUACUUUCGUUUUGCAAUGGAAUCAAAGUAUUUUGUCAUGUCAGAUAACUAGUGAAGUC
Messenger RNA from Solanum stenotomum, 1416 nucleotides. RefSeq names its product N-(5'-phosphoribosyl)anthranilate isomerase 1, chloroplastic-like. The transcript has 5 exons. Gene Ontology annotation, biological process: L-tryptophan biosynthetic process. Bases 357 to 1193 code for a protein of 278 amino acids. Gene Ontology annotation, molecular function: phosphoribosylanthranilate isomerase activity. NCBI's taxonomy places the organism in Eukaryota, Viridiplantae, Streptophyta, Magnoliopsida, Solanales, Solanaceae. The record is from RefSeq and is a predicted model, not a curated record.